Tetrapisispora phaffii CBS 4417 is the source of this 1347-nucleotide messenger RNA. RefSeq names its product Gdi1p (gene GDI1). The record is from RefSeq and is a predicted model, not a curated record. Gene Ontology annotation, biological process: vesicle-mediated transport; small GTPase-mediated signal transduction; protein transport. Bases 1 to 1347 code for a protein of 448 amino acids. Gene Ontology annotation, molecular function: Rab GDP-dissociation inhibitor activity. The transcript has a single exon. NCBI's taxonomy places the organism in Eukaryota, Fungi, Ascomycota, Saccharomycetes, Saccharomycetales, Saccharomycetaceae. Gene Ontology annotation, cellular component: cytoplasm.
AUGAGCCAAAGUGAUUUGGAUACAGAUUACGAUGUUAUUAUUUUGGGUACUGGUUUAACCGAGUGCAUAUUAUCCGGUUUGUUAUCUGUGGAUGGUAAAAAGAUUUUACAUAUUGAUAGACAAGAUCAUUAUGGUGGUGAAGCAGCCUCUGCAAGUCUCUCCCAAUUAUUCAAUAAAUUUAAACAAAAACCAAUGUCAGAUGCUGACAGGGAAGCUAAAUUUGGAAAAGACAGAGAUUGGAAUGUUGAUUUAAUUCCAAAGUUUUUAAUGGCAAAUGGUGAAUUGACGAAUAUUCUGGUGCAUACUAACGUAACAAGCUAUUUAGAUUUCAAGCAAGUUUCAGGAUCCUAUGUUUUUAAAAAUGGUAAAAUUUACAAAGUUCCAAGCAAUGAAAUGGAAGCAAUUACUUCCCCUUUGAUGGGGAUCUUUGAAAAAAGAAGGAUGAAGAAAUUUUUAGAAUGGAUUAGUAAUUACAAUGACGAUGAUAAUUCAACACACCAAGGGUUAGAUUUGGAUAAAAAUACAAUGGAUGAAGUUUUCUACAAAUUUGGAUUAGGAAAUGCAACUAAAGAAUUUAUAGGGCAUGCAAUGGCAUUGUGGACUAAUGACGAUUAUAUCCAAGAGCCAGCAAGACCAACAUUUGAGAGAAUAUUAUUGUAUUGCAAAAGUGUUGCUAAAUAUGGUAAGUCUCCAUAUUUGUAUCCAAUGUACGGUUUAGGAGAACUUCCACAAGGUUUUGCCAGACUAUCAGCUAUUUAUGGUGGUACUUAUAUGCUAGAUACCCCAAUUGAAGAAAUUAUGUAUACUGCUGAUGAUAAAUUCAAAAGCAUUAAGACAAAGUUAGGUGAAUUCAGAGCACCAGUAGUUAUCGCUGAUCCGACUUAUUUCCCAGAAAAAUGUAAAUCAACUGGAAAAAGGGUUAUAAGAGCUAUUUGUAUAUUGGAACAUUCAGUUCCAGGCACGGGUGAUGCUGACUCUCUACAAAUCAUAAUUCCACAAUCUCAAGUUGGUAGAUCAAAUGACAUUUACAUUGCUGUAGUCUCUGAUUCUCAUAAUGUCUGUAGUAAAGGACGUUAUAUUGCCAUUAUUUCUACUAUUGUUGAAACAGAUAAACCGCAUAUAGAACUAGAACCUGCAUUGAAAUUAUUAGGCCCAAUUGCAGAAAAAUUUAUGGGAAUUGCAGAAUUGUUUGAACCGAAAGAAGACGGAUUUAAAGACAAUAUCUUUUUAUCCAAAUCUUAUGAUGCAUCUUCUCAUUUUGAAACUACCACAGAUGACGUUAAGGAUAUCUAUUUUAGGGUUACAGGUCAUCCCUUAAUGUUGAAAACUAGAGAACUUCAAGAAUGA